Molecule: messenger RNA, 1436 nt
Organism: Phalaenopsis equestris
Lineage: Eukaryota; Viridiplantae; Streptophyta; Magnoliopsida; Asparagales; Orchidaceae
Exons: 3
Coding region: 535-1224 (229 amino acids)
Biological process (GO): regulation of DNA-templated transcription
Molecular function (GO): double-stranded DNA binding
Source: RefSeq, a predicted model, not a curated record
GUAUCAUCCUCACCAUCUUUUGUCCCAUCAGGCCUCCUUGAACUGCAUUCUUCUUCUCUGUUCGUUCCCGAAACCCUGAACGAACCAGCAAGGCCCAGCAGAAAAUCACUCACCUGCAUCCUCCUUCUCCGGCUCAUGUCAACUACCACCGCCUCCUUUCCUCUGUCGUUCGUGCAACUUGCCUGAGGAUCCCCAGUGCCGCGAGUCCACUCCCCUCUUCCCCGGUUACAAAAACUAUCCAUCCAGUACGCAUAUCCCCCUAACCGGGGUCCCUUCUUUCUUACUGUUUCGCGCAAUCCCUAGCCUGAGAUCCCCAUUCUGCCCUAUUUACUUUCGCACGGCGCAAAGCUGCUGAACUCCCCUCUCCGGUAGAAAUCACACGCCUCCAUCGCUACAAUUGGGGGCGGUCUUUCUAACCAAGUUCUUCUAGCAGCCAAGAUAAUCAGGUCUCCAUCUCCACCUCCACCCGGGCUAGAUUGUUUCGCUACUUUCUGGCACAGCCACUGCGAAAAAAAGCCACAUUCACGCAACCGCAUGCUAGAUCUUCAUAUGAUAUCAUCAGGAAUGCUGGUCAAUUUGUUGCCACUGCCUUUUACAUGUCAAACUGCAUCACUAUGCUUCUUUUCUUCUACUAAUGUUUCAUCUACUUCGGCAAAUUUGAUUCUACUUCAACUGAAUCCAUCAUAUAGAAUUACAGCUCGUAUCAAACUUCCUUUGAAGAAAAGUUUUCUUAGUUGUAACUUUUCAAUUAAAGCAUACAAACCACUAGCAACUAAUCAACCACAGACCACUAUACAAGAAGACGAGGAUAGUAAUAUUUGGGAAGAAAGUAAACAAUCACUCUCUGCCUUGAAUUUUACUGUAGAAGAAGCUGAUCUGAUACUCAAGAAAGCUUUUGGCUGGAUUCACUCACCUUAUUGGGGCGAAGAACGAAGGAAAGAAACUCCUCAGUCUGUUUCAAUUAAAGAGAUGUUAGAUUACUUGAAGAGUUUAAGCCUUUCUGAUGAUGAUAUCCAUAAGAUACUAAAGAAGUUUCCUGAGCUGCUGGGGUGUUGUCUUAAUGAAGAAUUGAAGGUCAAUGUUGAGACAUUGGAGAGGGAAUGGGGAAUCAAAGGAAAAAUACUCAGAAAUCUCCUUCUUCGCAAUCCCAAGGUUUUAGGGUAUAAUGUGGACUGCAAAGGUGAUUGCAUGGCUAAAUGUACUAGAUGUUGGGUUCGAUUUUAGGAAAUUUAUGAAUGCAUUGUGUGGAAGGUAUUCAAAUCCAUACAUGGAAGUGCUUAAGUUUUUGGUUAGUAAAGCAAAAUUUGUAAAUUCAUAAUUUAAGCUCAUAUUAUAGAAAGGUUAUGUGUUAUUAUUUCGCUUGUCUUAGUCUACUAACUCGUAGAAGUUGAAGUUCAUUUUACCUGUGAGUGAAUAUGGUACAGAUCUAAAAUUUA